UUAUUAAAUGCGACAGUGAGUGAUAAUUUGUCAAGACGUAAACUUAAAUUUUCACGUCUAAAAUUGUCGCGAGAACUCGUAUAUUCGCAUAUGGAAUGUAAAAGAAAAAACGCGGACUUUUACGAUAAAUAAAUAUCCUUCGCUCAUUCAAAUUCCUUCCUCUACAAUUCGGCUCGCUUAGUCCAUUAGUUACGGCUACGGCACAGUGAUAAAAAAUAUCGGAUUUCUUCAAAAGGGAUAAUAGUACCAAAAAUAUAUCACUAUAAAAGCACUUUGCAAGAAAAUUAUAUGCUAAAAUAAUUUACAACACUUGGCACCUAAGUCAUCGGGUUUGAAGAAUUAUCAGCACAUUUAGGAAUUUACAAACCUGCAAAAUGAUAAAUUUCCAGCGUCGAAUAUUUUACAUCUUGAUUCUGUAUAUAAACACCGCAUUCGCGUGGGAUUUCGCCGUCACAACGCCGUCCAAAAUAGUAUUUUAUGAUGAACACUGGCAGGAGGUGACAUCAUCAGCUCAUCAGUUCGAACAUAUUGGUGCCAUCACAUUUGAUGAAGCCGAAGAGAAAGUGUAUUUCACCGAUGAAGUGCAAAACAACGGCAGCAUUUUCUCGCUAAUGAUACCGAAAGACUACGAAGAUCCGCAUUUAAUAGAGAAGAUGUUACAGCGCACCAAAAACGAAGCUGUUCGUUCGCUUGCGUACGACCCAUUCGAUCGGAAUCUCUACUGGAGUGACAUGUUGAAUAAGAAAAUCUUCGUGGUAUCUGUUGAUGCUAACGCUUUCACCACACCAAAAGUGUUCCUAGAUUUCAGCCAUGAAAACACUCAACCCGAUGGUAUUGCUAUUGAUUUUUGCCGUCGUACGCUCUUUUGGACUAACUCAAAUUUUACCAAUUCAWGUAUUGAGCGUAUUGGCUUGAAUGGUAGCGAACGUAAGGUGAUUGUGCGCGGAGAAAUGUAUGCGCCGCAUGGUAUAGUCGUCGAUCAGUUGACUGAUCGUAUAUAUUAUGUGGUGGAUCAGCAGGGUAUACAUUUUUCGGUGGAGAGUGCAAAUUUGGAUGGCAGUGAUCGGCAAGUGAUACUGAAGGGUCUUAAUAAUGAACCCUUUAGUUUGGCUGUAACGAAGGAUGCAAUUUUCUGGACCGAUCACACAAACCGGGCAAUUUGGGGUCAUGCAAAAUUCAUUAACGAAACAGAAGGUGGCGCAAAUAUGAUACUAAAGUAUCAGGAUAGACCGCGUGGCAUAGUCGCACGGAUACAUUACCUUACCAAUUCCCUAAAUGAUGAACACUGCCACAAAGUGGUUGCUACUAUUAAGAAUCGUAUUCUAUCAAUUGCUCCACCAACGAACAGUACGUUGGAUAUGGGCGCGUAUGUCUUACGUAAAAAGUAUUGCUUGAAUGGCGGCGAAUUUGUGGCGAAAACAACAAGCUGUAUCUGUAAGAUCGGUUUCAAAGGUACACGUUGUGAGAUCAAUGAGUGCUUCAAUCAUUGUGUACACGGCACGUGUGUGAUCUCCUCGCUGGGUUUGCCGACAUGCGAAUGCCCUCGCAGCCAUUUCGGCCCACGCUGUCAGUGGUACAAGUGUGCCAGUCAUUGCAUGAAUGAUGGUCACUGUAUAAUUGAGGAUUCAGGUGAACCGAGUUGCGAGUGCAAAGAAAAUUAUGGUGGAGCGCAUUGUGAAUAUAAUUCUACCGAGAUUUGUGCGCUKUAUUGCAAAAUCUUGAAAUUGGAACCGGAUACGAAUGUGCCCUACGGUUGUCAUGACAUUUGUGAAGAGCUCGUUCAACAUAGUGAAAAUGGUGCAGAGACUUAUGCAAUUCCGAAGUUUGAACAUUUGGAAAUGUGCCAGCAAGUAGAUCCUUGGACUAGUACCGUCAUCGUUGUGUUCGUAUGCGGUGUGGUCGCUUCUUUAGGCUUAAUGCUUCUAAUCGUACAAGGAUUGCGUCGUUUCUACAAACCAGCGCGCCCACGCAUAAAGAAAACUUUCGUGGUGCGCAAACAAGCUUCUCCCUCAACGGACACACCGCUUACCAAUCGCCCUGUCGCGACCGAACAAUGUGAAAUUACAAUAGAAAAUUGUUGCAACAUGAAUAUCUGCGACACACCUUGCUUCGAUUCAAAGUUAUUGGAACAAACACUCUCACGCAAUGGCAAGGUCAAAGAAGACAAGAAAAUGCUAAUAAAUAGCAUGGAUGAUGAACUUUAUUAGUACAGCAUUUAAACAUGUGCCAACGCAGGAAUCGCUUGCGCUGCGGRUACGGUACGCGCAGUCAGGGACUGGCAUACUUCUUCUGCGYGCAAUAAACGGAGAACAUCCACAAGAGGCCUUACAAUGAAGCAACAAAAGAGAUCGUGCAAAAGUAGAACAAAACAAAAGAGGAAUUGCCAAGAGAGAUUGAUCGAUUUGAAAAAUGGGAAUGUGGAUUUUAUGUCAUGGACAUACACAUGUAGAUAGCACGAGUUCCUCGUCCGUGACAGUAGAUCCAAGAAGUGCAACAACGGAUAGCUUUAAAUAGAGUUAUAUACUCUCAUGUCACAAAUAGUAAAAUUCAUGUACUUAUUUUUUUGAAACACUUACUUAAUCGUUUCAUUAUUAUUACUGCAAUACUGCAUAGUCUUUGCUUUUUAUUUUAGUUCAGACAAUCUAACAUUACUGCAACAUUAACUCCUCGUUAUAGUUGAAUUUUUGAAUUAUUUAUUUCGGGAGUCACAUACAAUUUAUUUAAUUUUGCUUUUAUUAGUUGAUUUAAAAAAUCGAGACCAAUGAAGGCUGUAAACACUUUUAAAAGUGUUGUAAACAUAUAUAGUACUAUAUGUAUAUAUGUACAUUUUAAAUUUUGUUACUUAAAAUAAAAAUAAUGCACUGAUUCCAAAAUGGCAGCUAAGCUAAUUAAAUUUUAAAAAUAACAAACAAAUCAAUAUAAUAUAUCUUUAAUUUAGUUAUAACAAAAGGUAGUAGUAGGGGUCGCUGGAAGUUUUUUGCUAUGAAUUAUGCGGAAAAUAACUUUAAAUGGACGAAGUCUACCAACUGGUAAGAUAAUUUUCUUAAAGUUGCCCCACAUUGGAAAUCUAGAUAAUAUCACUAUGGUGAAUUAUAUUACAAGUUAGUAUACRAUCGUAUGUACCUAAAACAUUAACGUUAACAUCGUUUGUUUCAAGAAGUUAUUGAACGUUUCAAGCCAAAUAYAGUCUAAAUCGUAUUUGCCAAUGAACUUUUUUUCCUCGCAACAAUAAAAACAUAUAAUUUUUCUAAACAAACAUGAGUACAUAUGUAUAUACUAAAGUACUUUCUACUUAUUUGGAGUUGUGUUGCUAAUGAGAUUAGCGUAUGCCAUAGAAUAGCCCUUGAAUAUUACACACAUUAUAAUAUCUAACUUUUACAAACACAUUUGCACAUAUGUGCAUAUUAAAUAUGUAUGCUUACAUGUGCUCUCUGCCAUUAUCAUAGUUAUAUUAGUUAUGUUUAAAAAUAAAUGCUUAGAAAGAAUAA
Molecule: messenger RNA, 3488 nt
Organism: Bactrocera latifrons
Lineage: Eukaryota; Metazoa; Arthropoda; Insecta; Diptera; Tephritidae
Gene: cue
Product: protein cueball
Exons: 4
Coding region: 375-2207 (610 amino acids)
Source: RefSeq, a predicted model, not a curated record